GCUCUGACGUCACGUGGCGCUAGAAUGAAGCUGAGAUGAAUACUAUAAAAGCCGGGGAGACGUUCCUAUUAAUUCUCUAGCAGUGGUUUUUCAGAAUCGUAGAACUCCUUGUAGACGAAGAACAAAAUGCAUUUUCUGUAUUUGCAAGCCUCAACGAUUGUCCAAGUUUGGACUUUUAUGACUGUCUCCAUAUCUCUUGGUCAUAAAUGGACAUACACGGGGCCGGAUGGAGAGGAGCACUGGCAUGAACACUACCCCUUCUGCCAUGGGACGUUCCAGUCGCCCAUUGACUUAAAUUCAGAGCUGCUUAGGUACGACCCAACCUUGGUGCCCAUCGAGGUGUGGAACUACAACCUGUCAUCCUAUGAGCAGCUGACUCUGGGCAACAAUGGACACUCAGUGCAACUGUCCCUGCCACGCAGAAUGCACCUCUCCGGCCUGCCUCACCGCUACUCGGCAGCCCAGCUCCACCUGCACUGGGGCUCCCCCACCAUGCCUGCCGGCUCCGAGCACACCGUCAAUGGCAAGCAGUUCACAGCCGAGCUGCACGUGGUGCAUUUCAAUUCAGACAGGUACCCCAAUGUCUCUGUGGCGGCGGACAAGUCGGAUGGGCUGGCGGUACUUGGGAUUCUGAUUGAGGUCGGAGACUACAAUCCAUCCUUCGGCCAGUUCCUUAAAUAUCUCGAUGGAGUCAAAUACAAGGAUCAGAGAAUCCAGGUUCCGGCCUUUGACAUCCGAGGGCUGCUUCCCGCACGUAUGGACGAGUACUACCGAUACGACGGCUCCCUCACCACGCCUCCCUGCUACCCCAGUGUGCUGUGGACAGUCUUCAGGAACCCCAUCACCAUCUCAGAAGAGCAGUUCCUGGCCCUGUGCACGUCCGUGUUUUCCUCCAGCCAGCAGGAGUCCGCACCUGUGCCUCUCAAUGGGAACUACAGGAAGUCGCAGGAUUCUGAAGACCGGAUCAUCUUGGUGUCCUUCCGGGAGGGGCUGUUUCUUGGAAUGAGCUUGGGCAUGCUGACCUCCAUUGUAGUGGCCUCGGUGAUGGGACUUGUGCUCAGUGUGACACUCGUCUGCUGUUUGUUGCGGAAGAAAAGGGCUGAGAGAGACCAGCAGAGGACCAAGAACAUCAUGUACAAGCCAGCCGAGAAAGAAGAAACAAUCUCCAAAGUGUAACUCUUCACCACCAGAGCAAAUGCAACCACAGUGAAAAACAGAUAACAACAGAAAAAAACACUAUCUUCAAAGGCUCAUGGUGCCCAGCUCAACUUCCAGCUGGGCUGCACAAACAAGAUCUUGUUCUUUUUUUAAAUUGACACGUGUCCCUUUUGACACCAAAGUUUGAUUGUGUGUACUUAGAUCAGAGGGGGGAAGGUGGUGCACAGCUCUAAUGCUUUGAAGGGGAUUGGAUAGAUUGUGUUUGACAAGGCAAGUGUUCUGUUCCAGCUGGAAUUCCUUUUGUUAUGCUGCAGGCAGGGGGACCUCAGUCUUACUGGCCGCGGUUGUGCUGACUGAGGAUGGGGAAGUGGUGGUGGUGGUGGUGGUGGUGGUGGUAUUAUUUGACACAUAGUUUAGUUUUAUUCUGGGUAGUGAGACAUUCUGUCUUCUCCAGUUCUAGUCAUUCAUCAGUAACUGCAGUGCAUCUCAAAGUCACAGAGGGGCUGUGGGGCACAGGCCGGCAGACAACCUGCGGCAUUCAUAUGUAAAGAGGUGAGGAGGAACAGGCUCUGAAGCGCUGUCCACGCGGAUAGGGUGCGGAGGCUGCCGGCCAAACGUGCAGCUCUGUAGGACAACAGCCUGGAGAAGAUCACCCCUGUGCUGCAUGGGGGAUCUCUUAUCUGUCGAAUCCCCUGGAUUCUAUUCUGUCCUGAGAGUGUGCGGAGUUCUGGGCGGUGAAGGCCUGGGGGAAUAAUGCACAGACCGGGCCUUUGUUCACCCCAGGCGAGCCGUGGGCUGACCCCUGGCCCUGCUCCCCCUGACCAGUCAUGAGACCAAGCAACUGCUGAACUGCAGAGAGGAGCUGCUCGUACCUCAAGGCCCGCUACAGAACAACAGUACAGAAUAAGCUUCAGAUAAUGGCCCUCAGAUCUCACCGCCUGCCUCAGUAUUAGAAUGUAGUUUAUUCCGGUUUAAUUACCUCCUUAAAGAUUCCAGAGCCGAACUGGAAUCACAAAUGUAACUGACCUGUCUGAGCAAUGUGCAAAUCUACUAAUGAUCUGAGAUAUACAUGUAGCCUGUAAAUACAUGUAUGUGUUUAAAUGUAUUGCCCUGCUAACUAUUAUUGCCUUUGUUACAUAUUGUGUUGUUGAGGAAUUAAGCCUGGAGGAGCAUAACUAAAACCUCAAAGAUUUUUAAUACUGACUCACAUUAUUUAUUUGAAACUUUGAUGAAUACAGGGUACAUUCUAAGAUUGUUUUUUUCUGAUUUUAAUACAUUGAUGUUAUAAUUAAAAAGAAGUUGUUGCUGUA
Molecule: messenger RNA, 2468 nt
Organism: Anguilla rostrata (American eel)
Lineage: Eukaryota; Metazoa; Chordata; Actinopteri; Anguilliformes; Anguillidae
Gene: ca12
Product: carbonic anhydrase XII
Exons: 11
Coding region: 127-1176 (349 amino acids)
Biological process (GO): one-carbon metabolic process
Cellular component (GO): plasma membrane
Molecular function (GO): carbonate dehydratase activity; zinc ion binding
Source: RefSeq, a predicted model, not a curated record